ACAUUCUCUCUAUAUCUUUCCCUCUUCCCACCACCUUCAUUCUCAUAGAGAGAGAGAGAGAGAGAUUGGGAGAGAUUGGGAGAGAUUGGGAGAGAUUGGGAGAGAUAUGGGGAAGAACAAAGUGUUGAUAAUUGGAGGAACAGGGUACUUGGGGAAGAGAUUGGUGAGGGCAAGUUUGAGGUUAGGGUAUCAAACCUAUGUGUUACAAAGGCAAGAAAUGGGCGUUGAUAUAGAGAAAGUGGAGCUUCUUUUGUCAUUCAAGAGAGAAGGAGCCCAUUUGGUUUGUGCUUCUUUUAAUGACCAUAACAGCCUUGUUGAGGCUGUCAAGCUUGUGGAUGUUGUCAUUUCUGCUAUCUCUGGUGUUCAUAUCAGAUCUCAUCAUAUUCUUCUUCAACUCAAGCUUGUUCAUGCCAUCAAGGAGGCUCCAAAUGUUAAGAGGUUUUUACCGUCGGAGUUUGGGACCGACCCGGCGAGAAUGAAGAACGCGAUGGAGCCGGGAAGGGUGACGUUUGAUGAUAAAAUGGUGGUGAGGAAAGCAAUAGAAGAAGCUAAAAUCCCUUUCACUUACAUCUCUGCAAACUGUUUUGCUGGUUACUUUCUUGGUGGUUUAUGUCAACCUGGCUUCAUCCUUCCUUCCAAACAUCAUGUUUCUCUCCUUGGAGAUGGCAAUCAAAAAGCAAUAUACGUGGAUGAAGAUGACAUUGCAAUGUACACCAUGAAGACGAUUGACGACCCUCGAACCCUAAACAAAACGGUGUACAUAAGGCCACCCAAGAACAUAUUAUCACAAAGAGAAGUCGUUGAGAUUUGGGAGAAAUUGAUAGGAAAAGAGCUCACAAAGAGCUCCAUUUCUGAUCAAGAGUUUCUAGCUAACAUGAAAGGUCAAGGCUAUGCAGAGCAAGUGGGGCUAACUCACUAUUAUCAUGUAUGCUUUGAGGGCUGUCUUGCCAACUUUGAAAUAGGGGAUGGUGCUGAAGAAGCUUGCAGUCUCUAUCCAGAAGUUAGCUAUACAAGUGUGGAGGAAUACAUGAAACGCUACGUUUAAGACCCAACAUGCAAACACUAAAAAUAAGCCAAACUUCAUUUGAAUUCAUAUAACAUGAACAGAACUGAGGCAUUCAUGCCAAUGAAGCUUCAAUUCAAUUAUUCUUAGGUC
This is a messenger RNA of Cucurbita moschata (crookneck pumpkin), 1156 nucleotides long. Its product is annotated as bifunctional pinoresinol-lariciresinol reductase 2-like. Bases 107 to 1045 code for a protein of 312 amino acids. Gene Ontology annotation, molecular function: oxidoreductase activity. The transcript has 4 exons. Lineage: Eukaryota; Viridiplantae; Streptophyta; Magnoliopsida; Cucurbitales; Cucurbitaceae. The record is from RefSeq and is a predicted model, not a curated record.